UCCACGCGCUCAUUGGUGCGUCUCUCCAACGUGUCACCACUUUUGCUGGAUUACCCAGCAGAUAUCUUCCCCCGCAGGACACCGGCAACAUCACUGCACAACUUUUUCCCAAGUCAGGCCACCUGCAGAGCCAAGAACGUCAUGGCGCAGUCUUCUUGCAUGCUCUUUUUCUUGCUCCUGGAGACUCUGGUGGUGAGAUCCAGCCCGCCCGGUUGCGCGUCCUGCGGCCUCCUGGGCAGGGAUGCGGAGGAGAGGCUGAUGGUGGAGAUGGCCAAGCAGCAACUUUUGGACAAGCUGCACCUGAAGGAGGCACCCAGGAUCUCGCAGACUGUGCCGCGGGUCGCGCUGCUCACUGCGUUGCGCAAACUGCAGUCGGGGCGCGUCAGCCAGGAUGGAACCUUGGAGCUGGACAACGGUGUGGCCGUCAAAGACCAAGGCUAUGAAAUCAUCAGCUUUGCAGAUAGAAAUGAAAACGAGCACGAGGACAAGACCAACCUCACCCUCACCUUCCAGUUCCUGCAAGAACAAGGCCACAGUGUCCAGGUACUGCGGUCCUCCCUUUGGGUCUAUGUCCGUUCCUCCAAACAGCCUUUCCGAGUGCCGGCCCGCGUCUUCCUGACUGCGGACGGCGGGGCAUGGCCCUCCAACCGCACCCUUGUGAUGGAGAAGAUGCUGGAGGUCCAAGAGAGCACCUGGCACACCUUCCCCAUCAGCCGCACCCUGCAGGCCUUUCUGGAUGGCGGCCAGAAGCGUCUGCGCCUGGAGGUGAUCUGCGAGGAGGACGGGAGGAAUCUUUGUGCACCGGAGAACUCCCCCGACACGCCCUACAGGCCCUUCCUUGUGGCGCAGGUGCGGCUCCGUGACGACCCCGCCAAACACUUGCUGAAGAAGCGCUCCCUGCGGUGCGGAGAAGACGUCACCAUCUGCUGCAAGAGGGACUUCUACAUUAGGUUUAAGGACAUCCAGUGGCACGACUGGAUCAUUGCGCCCGAGGGCUACCACAUGAACUACUGCUUGGGGCAGUGCCCCCAGCAUCUGUCUGGGUCGCCCGGCAUUGCCUCCUCCUUCCACGCCACCGUCCUUAGCCAGCUGAAAGUCAACGGCAUAAACACGGCGGUGUCGUCUUGUUGCGUGCCCACUGAGCGCCAGCCUCUCUCCAUGGUGUACUUCAACUCCCAGCACAGCAUCGUCAAAACAGACGUCCCGGAUAUGAUAGUGGAGUCCUGUGGAUGCACAUAAGAUGUACAAAUAAUGUAUCGUCAUUUACACACCCGUUGGGAUGAAAAUUCUUCGGAAUGCAUGCUAGCAUACAGUAUCAAUCAAUCAAUCAAUCAAUCAAUGUUUAUUUAUAUAGCCCUAAAUCACGAGUGUCUCAAAGGGCUGCACAAGCCACAUCGACAUCCUCGGUUUGGAUCGGAUCCAACAUCAGGGCAAGGAAAAACUCAACCCAAUGGGACAAUGAGAAACUUGGAGAGGACCGCAGAUGUGGAGACAAGGGUUGGAAUUGGGGGUUAAAUCACCAAAAAAUUAAAAAUUAUUCCCAAGCACAGCCACCGCUGCUGCUCACUGCUCCCCUCACCUCCCAGGGGGUGAACAAGGGUGAUGGGUCAAAUGCAGAGGACAAAUUUCGCCACACCUAGUGUGUGUGUGACAAUCAUUGGUACUUUAACUUUAACUUUAAGUUUCCUCGUCAAUAGUGAAUGACUAAUGGGUAUUAUUUGCUCAGUUCCGGGGUUUUCCAAACUGUGGGUCAAGAGCCAAAAUGGUCCAUUUAUCUGAGUAAAAGGUUGCUUGUUGUAAUACUCAGUGGCCUGGUGGUUAGAGUGUCAGCCCUGAAAUCGGUAGGUUGUGAGUUCAAACUCUGUCCGUGUCAUACUAAAGGCUAAAAAAAUGGGAGCCAUUACCAGCAUCAAGGGUGGGAAUUGGGGGUUAUAUCACCAAAAAUAAUUCCCGGGUGUGGCCACCGCUGCUGCUCACUGCUCCCCUCACCUCCCAUGGGGUGAACAAGGGGAUGGGUCAAAUGCAGAGGUUAAUUUCACCGCACCUAGUGUGUGCGUGUGUGAGUUUGACAAUCAUUGGUACUUUGACUUACAACUUAAUUAUUUUUUUCAGUUCUUAUUAUUAUUAGGGGUUUUCUUGCACAAAACAAGAACUUUUUAGGACAGGAGGAUCUUCUUCCAUGUUUCCUUCACGGCAUUUUCACACCAGCGUGGCCUGACUUUAACUUAUAAAAACUUUGGAAACAUUGUUGAUAAUGUAACGUACCCACAGCCCGAAGGAUGUGAAAUCAGCAUAUCAAUCAACCAAUCAAUUAAUCAGUCAAUAAAUCAGUAAAUCAAUCAAUUAAUCAACCAAUCAAUAAAUCAAUCAUUUAAUCAAUCAAUCAAAGUUUAUUGAAAUAGCCCUAAAUCACGAGUGUCUCAAAGGUCUGCACCAGCCACAAUGACAUCCUCGCCUCAGAUCCCACAUCAGGGCAAAGGAAAAACUCAACCCAAUGGGAUUACAAUGAGAAACCUUGGAGGGGGCCGCAGAUGUGGGGACCACCGCACUGGCGACGGGUGCAGUGGACGUCGAGUGGAUCUAGGCUUCCGCCCGAUUGUAGCUGAGAUAGGCACCAGCGACCCCAAAAGGAAUAAGCGGUAGAAAAUGGACGGAUGGAUAAUAUCCACCGUAGUAUUGACCCAAGCUGUGCUCCGAUGGCAUGUAAAGCCAAGGUCCUUAUUCGGCAGACCUGAGCAAACAUUGAGCGAUUGCAUGUGAAGGUCUACAAAGGUGGGUCAAUGGGCAGGCGGUGGCUGUCUGUUGGCAUUUUGGAGUUGUCAAAGUCUAAAGUUUACGGGGCUGAUGUAAAAUUAGACGUGUUCCAGCUAAAUGUUAAUCAUUGCGCGGCGGGACUUGACAUCAUCUCUUAUUGCUGCACGCUAGAUUCAGGUUUACGUAGGAAAACCUGCAGUAUUUAAUCCUUGUAAUGUUUACAUUAUGUUGCAGUAUUUGCAUCAUUCUUUUGCCAUUUAUUUGUCUUUGAUCUUCUUAGCCAAUGAAUAUGACUUAUCUGUUGCCUCCACAGCUGCUACUUGAAUUAUCAUCUUACUGUUCCAGUAUAUCAUCAUUACAAUGAUACCAUGUAUUUGUAUUAUUCUUUGUGUAUCUUAUUAGCACUUCUUGUCGCUGACACUGAAGUGCCAUUUCAACGGAAGCACUUUAACGCCCUGCUGGACAUUUGAGAGACAAUUUUCCUUGGUAUUUCUUUGCGCAUAUUUUCUCAGGUUCUAUAUAUGUGGUUAAAGAGGAUUAAAAAAAAAUACUGUAGGAUUCCACUGGUCUGAGGUGGUGGAAUUGAACAAAUAUCCUCGAAUUUUGUUUUUAUUUGCAUAUGAUAUUAUAUUUUUGGAGAUUCCAAAAUGUUUUAUUCCAAUAUUCUCCACAAAUUGCUGGAACUGCAGCGUUAUACCAAGAAAUAUAUUUUGAAAUACAAGA
Nerophis ophidion (straightnose pipefish) is the source of this 3477-nucleotide messenger RNA. Its product is annotated as inhibin beta B chain. Bases 142 to 1239 code for a protein of 365 amino acids. Gene Ontology annotation, cellular component: extracellular region. The record is from RefSeq and is a predicted model, not a curated record. Gene Ontology annotation, biological process: BMP signaling pathway; SMAD protein signal transduction. The transcript is spliced from 2 exons. Gene Ontology annotation, molecular function: cytokine activity; growth factor activity. NCBI's taxonomy places the organism in Eukaryota, Metazoa, Chordata, Actinopteri, Syngnathiformes, Syngnathidae.